GGUAUUGCUAAUUAUUUAAGUACAGCAAACAGUGUUUGCCAUAUCACCCUAGAAUGUACCACACAACGACGUGCAAGUAGGAUAGCCCCAAAAUAGGAUCGGUGCACCGAAACUUAAUCGAUUCUAGAAGUUUCCCCUGGCCUACAUAAGGAUAUAGCAACAAGCUCGUUUCGCUAUAUACAUAGUAAUGACGAUUUUAUGCAGGUGGUUCGCUUGGCGAAAACGGAGUAGAGUCGGUGGCUGCAGAUUAGAAACAUAAAAAAACGACUUUUUGACUCUAUGCAUACAUCACGUCCGCAUUUGCACAACCCAUGUCAACAACUUCCGGUACCUAGCAGUUACGUUAGUUCUCGCACAAAAUGCCCCUAGGAGUUUUGACCGAUCUAUCCAAAAUGACAAACAACAUUUAGCUACAUAUGUUGCAAACCUUAAAGCAAGAGGGAAAAGGGCUUCAAAUUGUACGUUUCGAGCUACAUCGACAAUUGAAGAUGGGCUACAUGCAGGUCAAGCAACAGACGCCAACCAUGCUUCACCUGAGGAGGUCCCCAAGCAUCCGCUCCUGGGCCCUGCUGGUCGGCAUCGCAUCCAUUGGCCUGGCGGCUGCACACUACAGUUCAGACAGCCUCUUGUGGAGGCUGUUCUAUGUGGGAGGCUGCCUCUUUGUGGCUCUGCAGAACAUGGAGGAGUGGGAGGAGGCUGUGUUCGACAAGUCCAAGGACGUGAUCGAGCUGAGGACCUCCAGCCUCUACGCCAUGAUCCUUACGCUCUGGAGGAGAGGGCAGGAGAAAGUGGUGCUGAACAUGGCCCACCUGAGUGACGUGUGUGUGCAGGAGGAGAAGGUGCGCUACCUGGGGAAGGGCUACCUGGUGGUGCUGAGGCUGGCUACGGGCUUCUCCUACCCGCUCACGCAGAGCGCUACGCUGGGCUCACACAGUGAUGUGGAAGCUGUGGCUGCGUUGCUGAUCCGCUUCCUGGGCCUGGAGGACCUGAGGCGACGCUGGGAGAGGGAGGAGGAGCAGAAGAAAAGGAACGAGGCAGCGCUGGCAGCGGCACAGAGAGAAGAGAAUCAGGAAGUUGACGCCAACCACAGCAGUGACUCGGACGAGCAACCCUUUUAACCUUUCAGGAACCUCUGACCUGAGUUUUGACCUUGGAACUGAAUCAUGGACAGGGUGGACGUUUUCCCUAAGCACUGGUCCAGGGUCAGAUGUUACGUUAAUUUUCCUGUGUUUGGGGUCAGGGUUGGCGGAACGGUAAUCUGAUCCUGGGUCUGAGUUUACAGGACGCCUUCUACACCUACCCUGGAAAGGGGGAAAGAGGUGAAACUAUGAAAACAGAGAGAUUCUGGCCUUUACUGCCCUCGUUAUGGUCGCACAACAUUCCUCGAUGAUACAUCAACUGCCUGCUCCUUCCCUCCUCCGGAACAAUCUGGAAGGUUUAUAAAGGGCAUUGAGACACAUUCUUUGGUAUAUUUACAGUUCUAUCUCUAUAUCUAGUACCAUUUGGUGUGUACUGCCUUACAUCGGCGACUCACACACCUAUGAGGUGUGAAUGACCUCAUGCUGUCUUAAACAUUCCAGAGGUAAAUACCAUCCACAUCUUCUAACUGCCUUGUGACUUAACUGGAUUAAGUAUCAUUUUAUGGAAAACGUCAAUUUGAGGGAUUCAAAUUAUUAUUAUUUUUUCAGACCACCCAGUUGACAAUCUCUACGUAUCAGUGCAUAGUGCUGUCAUAAGCUGAAUGCAUGUGAUUGUAAACUAUAAUCAAGCAUGGCAGAGAUGAGAAUGUUUGUUUGUGAUCUCUGAAAGUUAAACCAAUUUAAUCUGGUUCUCCUGACUGGGUCAGUUACAAUAAGAAAUGCUAAACCUCAGGUUAUACACUAGUUGAAAUAAUGUUUUCAAUUCUGAAAGGGGUGAUGUUUUUUUUCUGUAUUUAUGUACGGUUAAUGUGAAUGUCAAUUCUUAUCAAACCUAAUUGUGAUUUUAUCGUCUCCAUUCAGAUGCACCUUUUUGAUUUGUUUACAUUUAUU
Messenger RNA from Hypomesus transpacificus, 2030 nucleotides. RefSeq names its product cytochrome b-245 chaperone 1 homolog. The record is from RefSeq and is a predicted model, not a curated record. Bases 417 to 1118 code for a protein of 233 amino acids. Lineage: Eukaryota; Metazoa; Chordata; Actinopteri; Osmeriformes; Osmeridae. The transcript is spliced from 6 exons.